CACAAGUCUCGCCUCCUCUCCCUCGCUCCAUCCAACUGUACGGACUCUCGGUUUCGUCGCGAAAGGAACGGAGAGACCCGGUUCCUCGCCGUCCGCCGGUGCGAGGAUGACUCCUCCGCGCGCCGCCACCACCACCGACGUCUCCGGCGGCGAGAGCUCUAGCGCCGGCGCCGCCGGCGCCGCCGCCGGGGAGAUCAUGCUGUUCGGCGUGAGGGUGGUUGUGGACUCGAUGAGGAAGAGCGUGAGCCUGAACAACUUGUCUCAGUACCAGCAGCCUCAGGACGCGACUCCCAGCGCCAACAAUGGAAGCGGCAACAAGGGAGAGGCCGCCAAAGGUUAUGCAUCGGCCGACGAUGUCGUGCCCAACUCCAGCGGUGGCCGUGAGCGCAAGAGAGGAGUUCCCUGGACAGAGGAGGAGCACAGGUUGUUCUUGUUGGGGUUACAGAAAGUGGGAAAAGGAGAUUGGAGAGCGAUAUCCAGGAACUUCGUGAAGACUCGCACGCCCACUCAGGUUGCGAGCCACGCUCAGAAAUAUUUCCUUCGGCGAAGCAACCUCAAUCGCCGGCGGCGUCGGUCUAGCCUCUUCGAUAUAACCACGGAUUCUGUAACUGCAAGUACGAUGGAGAGCGAACAUGUUCCUCAUCAAGGUAAUACAUUUCAGCUGAAUUCCUUGCCUAGCAAUCCGCUGUUGCAAGAUACUUGCAACCCAGAGGGAUAUCUUACAAUGGCCCCUUUCCCGAUGCCGAUUGGACCCGCGGCAUUUCCAGUUCCUGUUCAGAAUCAGGUCCCAAAUUUGGCUCUAAUUCGAGGGGAUGGGCUCGGGGAUUCGCUGUCGAAGCUCAUCCAGCCGACACCUCUUGUCCCGAUCCCUCGUGCUCCACUUACCUCCAAUCCCAGUGCAAAUACGAAGUCGACAAUGGAGCCACUGUCCCUAUCCCUCAAUCUCUCCCUGCCUUCAGAUCAAGGUGAUUCCCAUUCGAGGCAUACGGCCAUUCAGGGGAUGUCCGGCUUCCGCAGCGGAGAGAGCAUAAUCAGCGUUGCUUGAGAAUCUUCUUAUCUUGAUAGAAAAGAGAGAGAAAAAAAAAGGGGUUCAGGCUUUGAUAAUCAUCGGGGUGAAGAUAGGAUAAGGGGGUGACCGGGCGACUGAAUUUGAUUUGCCAAUUGUUGUACAGAGCAUGGGGCGAUCAAGUAAAAAACAUUGCCAUGUGCUUUCUCUUUCUAUUUGAUGCUCUAUCUUCGUCGGAUAUUUGUUAAGUUGUCGGCUUACAUGUGACUGGAAAAAUAACAUCGUCUGUCUUUGGCUA
Messenger RNA from Syzygium oleosum, 1304 nucleotides. RefSeq names its product transcription factor MYB1R1. Bases 107 to 1045 code for a protein of 312 amino acids. The transcript is spliced from 3 exons. The record is from RefSeq and is a predicted model, not a curated record. Lineage: Eukaryota; Viridiplantae; Streptophyta; Magnoliopsida; Myrtales; Myrtaceae. Gene Ontology annotation, molecular function: DNA binding. Gene Ontology annotation, biological process: response to auxin; response to ethylene; response to gibberellin.